GCAUGCGCCCGAUUGGAGCCUUUAGCCAUUGGCUGGUGCACGGUUGGCGGGCUAGCGAGCAUCUGAUGGGUCGGUGAAGUACAUCACCAGUAGUACUAGGCUGUAGUAAUAAGACGUACGUGCCGCCAGGCACUUAGCCCAGUGACUGUUGUCAUCAAGCCAUGUCAGUGAGUCCUAAACACUCAACCCCAUUUUCCGUGACCGAUAUCCUAAGUCCACUUGAAGAGAGUUAUAAGAAACUUGGGGACAAUACAGUUGCUGUCGGACUUGCAACCUCACUUGGAAAUUCUGUAUCAUAUCGUACUAGUCAGCCUCAAGCAACUAUGAACGUACCUGUGACAAAUCCUUACAUGCAUGUACCUCAAUUGUCUCACCCCAAUACAUUUCCGUCUCAGUACUGUAAUGGUACGGAAAUAUCGGCUCAUUACGGAGAUCAUAUGAGACAGACGGCACCGGGAUGGUACAGUACCACUCCUGAUCCAAGAUUUGCCAUUACUAGGUUGAUGGGAUCGUCACCGGGAAUGACCAUGUCCAACAUGAACAUGUCGACGUUGAGCGCCUGCAGUGUAGCCGCCGCCGCAGAACAGAAAGCAGCAUCGGCCGGAGUUCAAUUUCCACUCACUCAAAGAAGAAAAAGGAGAGUUUUAUUCACUCAGGCUCAAGUCUACGAACUGGAAAGACGUUUCAAACAGCAAAAGUACUUGUCGGCACCAGAAAGAGAGCAUCUGGCUAGUCUCAUCCAUCUCACCCCGACUCAAGUCAAGAUCUGGUUCCAAAACCAUCGAUAUAAAUGCAAGAGGCAGGCUAAAGAGAAGGCAAUGGCGGAACAACAGCAGCAACAAUCACCGCGUAAAGUGGCGGUUCCAGUUUUGGUUAAAGACGGCAAACCGUGCUCGGCAGGCUCGGGCGACGACGACGGCUCUACCACCGGAGACUUGAUGCAGGCUCAACUACAGCACCCGGGUGGACAGGCUCGCAAUCCUUCCAGUUGCCUAGCCGAUGUGUGUGGUCAAAAUACGUCCAUUUCGCGGACGCCGUGUUCCGUCACCGCCUCAGCAACCACAGCAACAACUCUAGGAUGCUUGAAUGGAAUGGCAAGUUAUAGUCAGACGGUAGCAGUCGGAAAUUUGGACUUAACCACGGGAGUAUCUAACACUAUGUGUCCCUCUUAUUUACAACUGCAAGGUAGGACAUGGUAGAUUAGCUUAACUAAUCUACUGAACACAAAACUGUAUAUUAGCUCACCGGACGAUGACUUGGAGAAUUCGGUUACCGUUACCGACUUCUACAGACUUUUAUCAGACCGGAUGAUGGCAAUCAUCCAAAUUAAUGUGAACAGACUUAAAAACGUGUGUAUAGUGUCAGUAGUAGUGACUUAAAAUCGAUCCGAGUGCGGGAUCCCGAAAUGAACUUUUUCAAAAUCUCUAUUAGGACAAGGCCAUUACUUGACUGUACAGUUAAAUGUUUUAAAUUAAUUGUUCUAAUUUUGAGUUGUGUAGUACCUACCAAAGGAGAAAAAAAUCCAAGAUCGAGGUGUAGAACAUUUGUGACUUUGUAGCAGGUAAGAAACUUUCAUU
Messenger RNA from Centruroides sculpturatus (bark scorpion), 1577 nucleotides. RefSeq names its product homeobox protein Nkx-2.1-like. Gene Ontology annotation, cellular component: nucleus. The record is from RefSeq and is a predicted model, not a curated record. NCBI's taxonomy places the organism in Eukaryota, Metazoa, Arthropoda, Arachnida, Scorpiones, Buthidae. Gene Ontology annotation, molecular function: DNA-binding transcription factor activity, RNA polymerase II-specific; RNA polymerase II cis-regulatory region sequence-specific DNA binding. The transcript is spliced from 2 exons. Gene Ontology annotation, biological process: cell differentiation; regulation of transcription by RNA polymerase II. Bases 162 to 1199 code for a protein of 345 amino acids.